This is a messenger RNA of Penaeus indicus, 3243 nucleotides long. RefSeq names its product ras-related protein Rab-9A-like. The record is from RefSeq and is a predicted model, not a curated record. Gene Ontology annotation, biological process: retrograde transport, endosome to Golgi. The transcript is spliced from 7 exons. Lineage: Eukaryota; Metazoa; Arthropoda; Malacostraca; Decapoda; Penaeidae. Gene Ontology annotation, cellular component: late endosome; phagocytic vesicle; lysosome. Gene Ontology annotation, molecular function: GTPase activity; GTP binding. Bases 165 to 797 code for a protein of 210 amino acids.
GCUGUCAAAGGCGCUGCAGGUGGAGGUGGCGACGGGAGGGACCAGAGAGGAAGGAAAUCGCGUGUGUACGUUGGUUUCUGAGGUGUCAUACUCAGGUCGAGUAUUAGCUGAGCCUCGAGACUGCGAGGGAAUAGUCUAGGAGUGCCGAGAGGGACGAGCACAAAAUGAGCAAUAACCACAGAAGACAAAACAGCCGUGGCCGGUCGACAGUCUUAAAGGUUGUGAUCCUAGGCGACGGAGGCGUUGGGAAAUCCUGCCUCAUGAACCGUUUCGUGACGGACCGUUUCGACGAGCACUCCUUCCAUACCAUCGGCGUGGAAUUUCUCAACAAGGAAAUUGAAUUGUCGGGUGAAACCUACACACUGCAGAUUUGGGACACGGCAGGCCAGGAAAGAUUCAAGAGCCUGCGCACCCCAUUCUACCGUGGCUCAGACAUGUGUUUGCUCACGUUCGCAAUAGAUGACCAUUCAAGUUUUAAGAACCUGGAGACAUGGAGGAAGGAGUUUGUGUACUAUGCCGACGUGAAAGCAGAUUUUCCUUUUCUUGUGGUUGGGAACAAGGUGGAUCUUGAACGCAAAGUAACUACAGAAGAAGCAGAAGCCUGGUGUAAGGAAAAUGGAGAUCUUCCAUAUAUUGAAACUUCAGCAAAAGAUGCAACAAAUGUAGAAACUGCCUUUAUGAUGUGCUUAAGACGAUGGGCUAACAUAGACGGCCGGCAGGAGAGAAUGCCAAUGCCAGAUACAGUUCAGCUAGAUGGAGAUGGCACUCAUCACCGUCUCUGUGCAUGUUCAUCAUAAGCUAGAGGUUAAGAGUACAAGGUAUGAAAGCUUUGGAAGAUCAAGAGAGAAGCGUAAUGUAAGGAGCGUAUUUUUCCUUUUCCUUUUUAUUUUUUUUUAUUUUUAAUAUUCCUCUCGUUGUUGCAGCUGUCAGCAAAAUUGUAAAUCUAAGUCAGAAGGUCUUGAUAAAUGUUUGUGAUAUUUCUAUUCGUUAACAAUUGAUUGCCAAAGUUGUUCUUGGAAUUGUUUGAUUGUUCGAGUAUAAGAUGACAGGGUCAUUAAUGAAUAAGGAUUUUUUAGAUAAGAUACCAUGUGGAUGUGUCACUCAAAUUAUUGUGUCAGAACUUGAUAUUUUUAUAUUUUGAUGCAUUCUUUGCGACUGAUUUUUUGUAGAUUGUGAAUGAAAUUGUGUGGUCAGAGAGUUAAUUUCCAUUGUAUGCUUAUUGUCUGAUGCAUUUUUAUUUAUAGAAAAUGGCUUCACACUUUUAUCUGGCAUCAGUCACUUACUUGAAAUUGUAUCGUUGGUAGAAUCUUUUCAGGUCUGUUUUGAUGGUAAGGGCCAUACAUUGUAUUCUUGAAACCUAAAUAACUUAUCUGCUUUAAAGUUAUCUUUUAUUGGUAGUAGUUUUAAUCUUUAUAUGCAUUCGUAUGCUAAUGGUUUAUCACAGCAUACUUAGAAAGAAUAGAUACUUAUACCUUUUAUCAGAAUUCGCAAAUUAAUUAUUUUUUAAGGCUCUUCUUUGCGUGUGCUUGUGUGUGCCUGAAGGUUUGCCAGUGCAUGUGUUCGAACAUAAAUGUACAAGUAUGUAUGCAUGUAUAUAUUGAAAUCUGUUUCUUGAUCAGAAUCGUUAUAAUUCUAUGCUGGAUAUCAAUUCUCGCCAUAUAUGAUGAUUUUCAUUCUCUUUUUCUUUCUUUCUGUCUUUCUUUCUUUCUCAAAUAUGAAGUUUUAGAUCAACUUUGGUAGCUCAACCAUUGUGGGAUCUCAGAGAUUCACGCUAGCAGGAAAAAUAAUAUUCACUCGUGGGGAUGUAGUCUUAAGAUAUGGUGUGUAAUUUCCUUUGCUUAAAGCCUGUGAUUACUUACCAAACUUGCCCUUCUUCACAUGAAAUGUGUUUAUGACCAUGUAAUGUUUUUAUGCUUCAUUUCAUUCAAAUUGCUGUAAUUUUCAUGGAACAACAAAGGUAUCAUUUAUAGUUCUUAAUACCAAUGUAAAAAAAUUGGAUCUCAUAAAAUUCCACAAAGUAAAGAAGUUUCCAAUGUAAUGGAGGAAGGAGACAUCUGAAAGAAUAAUCUCCAUGUAGAUAUAUAAAACUACACACAGAAUAUAACAAUGAGAAUAAUUUUUUAGCAAAAAAUCUUCACAGGAUUUUUGUUUAUAAUUAUACAUGUAAGAACUGAAGAUUUAUUUUUCUCUCUCUCUUUUUUUCUCUUUCUUUUUGUGGUUGUUAUGAAGCAAGAAUGGUCUUGAUGUCAUAUAUCAGGGUCCCCUGGUUGGAAUUGAGUGAUAUAGUUGGCCCUGAGGAUUGGUCACCUCAGAGAAAUCACCAAGUUAAGCCACAACAAGUAGUAGUAUUUGAGAAGCAGGGCAAUUUGGUUAAUAUGAGCAGCUGUUCAAACCUACCUAACCAAUUUUUUUGCUCACCUCUCUACCAAUUUUCUUUUGUAGUUGAUUCAUGCUCAUCCAUUCCGGCUUUCUUUCCGUCUUAGAAUGUGUUUAAUCAGCUUGCAGUGAUAGAAUCCAUGGUCAGAAAAAACACCCGAGAAACUGUAUGUCCCUUGAACAUUUUCAGCUUCUUUAGCACGUGUUCAUGUACAUCAUUUAUAGUCUUAUUUUCUGGCAGGAAACAAGAGCGAGUCAAGUUAGCUGGUACAUGAUGUCACUUUGGUAAGAGAUGAUUUCAAUUCAAAUGAUUUACUUAGACAAUCAUAGACUAAGAUCAACUAAACUAUGUUACUGAAUAUAAUCCUUCAAGGUUCUCUGAAAUUAAGAAUGGCCCAGAUAUUUCAGCGCAGGGUGAUUGUUCCCAAAGAGUGAGUAAUGUUUGAUUGACUGCAAAGGUAAAGUUAACAUUAGCUGUCUUCUUUUUAUUGCUUAGAAUCAGAAGAAUUGAAACAUAUUUAGAAUGCAUUGUAAGCAAACAAGGUCAUUCUCAUUGCUGGGUGUUGAUAGUUAAGCAUAUUCACUCGACCAGUCCACAAGAAAGAAAAAAAAUUGUGGGAAAACAUGUUGGAGAUAUUAGAAAUGAAGUAACGUCCACUUGCGUCCCUGAAUUUACUUCAGAUUCUUCUUACGUAUAGAAUUUCUGGUAUGACUAAUGUCUAUUGUUUUCUUUUAGAAUUGGUAGUAGAUCGUUUAAAUAAAUUUGGUUUGAUAUCUUAUUCUCUGUGAUUUUUGUUAAAAGGAAAAAAUAUAUACAUACUAUGUAAACACAUAUACACACAUAUAUGUGUGUGUGUGUGUGUGUGU